Pleurotus ostreatus (oyster mushroom) is the source of this 1389-nucleotide messenger RNA. RefSeq lists its product as uncharacterized. NCBI's taxonomy places the organism in Eukaryota, Fungi, Basidiomycota, Agaricomycetes, Agaricales, Pleurotaceae. The coding region runs from base 1 to 1389 and encodes 462 amino acids. The record is from RefSeq and is a predicted model, not a curated record. The transcript has 8 exons.
AUGGGACUUUCAACGGUUAUCAAGGAUAUGUUCACCGACGAUACUUCUAAGAACGCCACCAUGGCAAACACGGGCAGCAACGUUCGUCACAAUGACUCCACGAAUGCAGCCCGCGAUUUCCGCCACGGCGUGCAACCUGACGGCGCUGCUCAGCAGACCACUGGCAGCCACUUGAAGGCGGGCACUGGCCCCGGUACCACCGGAAAGCCAGCCGCCGCGGGUGUGCCGGAGAGCGCACGCGUCAACUUCGAUCAGAGUCGCAAGCUCAACGACACCACCGGCAUGGGCACAAACAGCACCAACACCAAGUCAGCAACGACUGCUGGUACGGGUGCAGUUGGUCACCAGCACCACACUGGACAUGUUGGCUCAGGUUUUGGUAGUGGCAAUGGCCUUAGCGACGCCGGCUUUGCUCGCGAUGCCGAUCGUCGUGAUGCAAGGAACGAAAGCGAAUUUUCUCGUAACACGGAAACCGUGCCAGCACAUCACGCAUUUGGCCACGAAGGUACAGACUCUCAUCUAACAAAGCCCACGGGACAGGUUCAGGAGGAUUCAAAGCAUUUGGCCUCGGUGGUUCAUGAAAAUGCGCGUCACAUCGAAACGGAAGAAGUUUCACGCGUCAAAGACCACGAACGCCAUGUCCACCAUGUCCAGCACCACGUGCAGCCGGUGAAGGACUUGCAGGAACGUGAAGAAGUCCAUCACGAAAAUAUCGUACCAACAGCUCACGUUCAUGAAAACCACGUUAGUACCGACAAAGACGUUCACGCAAUGACUGGUUUACUCGGCCAGCACAAGGAUACAAUUACCCAUGCGCCGAAAGAGCGUCAUGUCAUUGACAAUGGCGAAACUGUAAGAGAGAAUGUCCAGCACCAUGUCCACCACGUUGUACAACCCGUUAUUGAGAAAGAAACCAUCGACCGUCACCGCAUCCACACGGUCAUUCCUACUCACCACGUCACCCAUGAGGCUCCAAUUGUUCAUCAGUCUCAUCACCACGAGCCUAUGAGCAUGCAGCAAUUCACGAAGCUUGGUCAUGCAAACGAGGGUUUGUCGCAUUCCGAUGUCACGAAGCAGUUGUUGAACCAAGGCGAAUGUACACGCGAAGUAGAUGCCCUGGGCAAGAACAUGUCGAACAAUCUUCGUAUGGAAGAUGGACGUGGUUCCACCGGACUGUCAGGCAACUCUCGCGACAAUAACAUAAUUGGCGAUCGCUCCGAUUCGACUUUGCAUAACCAGAAGCACGCCAUCGGUCAGCAUAGCGGCUCGCAGGCGCCUGUAUCUGGAGGAAGCAUAGGAAUGGGAGGCGGUCAGACUGUUGGUGCCAACCGAGUUAGGGGCAACACCGAUGGUCAUCUUACCAACUCUCGCAGCGGUGAUAUGUUGUAG